AUGGACUGUAGUCACGCGUACUGCGAAGGAGGCAUGGGGAAGACGAGCUUGAUGUUGAGGUUUAUUGCUUCGUCGCUUUGGCUCUGCCUCCUCUUUGCUGCUCUUGGGCGUGCCCAGGAUCUCGACGCCGACGAGGUACUGGAGGCGGGGGCACCCCCUCGUAGAUGCAUUAUUCCGUACUCCAGGAAUCCGAACCAGGACGACUCGCAGUCUAUCCUGCGCACUGUGAAUAGGUGCUCGACCAACUCGAUCAUCGAGUUUAGGCCGGCCAAUUAUAGUGUUUACACUCCCAUCUCGCUUUUGAAUCUUCGAAACGUCAAGAUUCUUUUGAAUGGGAAUAUUGUCCUCCCUUCGAAUAUAACGAAGGUGCAAGUCGAGAUUAACAAUACGCUGAACCAGCCUGCUCUUUAUGCCACGCCCUGGAUCUACAUCCAAGGGACGAACGUCGAGCUCGUUGGAUCAAGCGAUUUCAAGUACGGGCGCUUCUACAGUUUCGGGCAGCAAUGGUGGGACUUGGGUAUCCGGACCCUCCGACCGCACCUUGCAACAUUUAACGUCACGAACGGCCUUUUGAAGAACCUCAAGAUUAUCAAACCCAUUGCUUGGGGAUGGAGUAUCCCCGGCCAGAACAUCAGGAUUGAAAACCAUUUCGUGGAUGCGAAGCCCGAGAAUGCGACGCGGGAUGAUACAGUCAGCUUCCCUUUCAAUACCGAUGGGUUCAACUUGUCUGGCAAGAAUAUCACCAUUGACGGGUACUACGGACACAAUGGCGACGAUUGCGUUUCUGUCAUCAACGGAGCUCGAGACAUUGUCGCGAAGAACGGGUACUGUGGAUUUUCCUCCCAUGGACUCUCCAUCGGCUCUUUGGGGCGUGAUGGGGCGGAGCAUACAGUUAAAAAUGUGUUAUUCAAGAAUUGGACUAUGGAUGGAGCUGUGUAUGGCGCUCGGUUCAAGAGUUGGACUGGGGGAAGGGGAUAUGGAGAGAACAUUGCUUGGGAGGAUAUCACGCUCGUCAACGUAUCCACCGGUAUAUUCAUCACUCAGAACUACUAUGACCAAGACAAAGGACCGCGCCCACCCAAUCCAGGCAACACAAGCACCAAAGUGAUCAAUAUAUCCUUCAGGAACUUUAAAGGAAGUCUAGGUACCAAUUGGACUGUUAUUUUGGAUUUGUAUCCUGAUACUGCGACGAAUGUCACGUUGGAGAACAUCGAUAUACACCCAUUCAACCAGCCUGGAGAGGUGGCGAAUGUGAUGUGCGACCCGACGGCUCUAAGCGCGAGGGAGCAGAGUAGGCUGGGAUUCAAGUGCACCAACGGACCUUUCGAGGCGACGUAG
Coprinopsis cinerea okayama7#130 is the source of this 1338-nucleotide messenger RNA. RefSeq lists its product as hypothetical. Bases 1 to 1338 code for a protein of 445 amino acids. The transcript is spliced from 13 exons. The record is from RefSeq and is a predicted model, not a curated record. Gene Ontology annotation, biological process: carbohydrate metabolic process. Lineage: Eukaryota; Fungi; Basidiomycota; Agaricomycetes; Agaricales; Psathyrellaceae. Gene Ontology annotation, molecular function: polygalacturonase activity.